Molecule: messenger RNA, 1863 nt
Organism: Dendroctonus ponderosae (mountain pine beetle)
Lineage: Eukaryota; Metazoa; Arthropoda; Insecta; Coleoptera; Curculionidae
Product: beta-1,4-galactosyltransferase 1
Exons: 1
Coding region: 119-1042 (307 amino acids)
Biological process (GO): carbohydrate metabolic process; glycosphingolipid biosynthetic process
Molecular function (GO): N-acetyl-beta-glucosaminyl-derivative 4-beta-N-acetylgalactosaminyltransferase activity
Source: RefSeq, a predicted model, not a curated record
GUGAUCUGUGAUUAAAUCUUUUGACAGCAAUGGCAGCUUUAUUGUUUUAACCUCAAAAUAUCAAAGCAAAAUAAAUGGAGGAAAUAGAUCUUUAAAUAAUGGGCUUUAAGAGGAGAAAAUGCUAACAAAAUGCGUGCAGUUACUGUGCGUGACUGCAGUUUUCGUAGCAGUUUACUUUCCAGCUCGACAUGCACGCCAUUACGACUAUGUUACGCUGGAAAAUGCAAUCAAAGAAAUCGUUCUUAGGGCGCCUGGAACUGCUUUGCUCAGAUCGAAAAAUUGUACUUAUCGAAAUGUGAUAUUGAAUAACCAAGAAAUCCCUGUAAGUAAAAUCACGAAAACCAGUUACUUUGUACAGCCCCUACCGGGAGGUGAGUACAUUCCACGACACUGCACACCACUGAUAAAAACGGCUGUUAUAAUCCCAUAUAGAAACCGAACUGAACAGCUAAAUGUGUUCGUUAAAUACAUGCAUAAGUUCCUCCAGAAUCAGAAUAUUCACUACAGAUUAAUACUGGCUGAGCAAAAUGAUACUCUACCAUUCAAUAGAGCAAAAAUGAUUAACUUUGGGGCUCAUCUGGCGAUUGCAUUGAAUUACUCCUGUCUGAUUUUACAUGACGUAGAUCUCAUCCCACUAACAACUGGAAACCUAUAUGGAUGCUCAAAUAGGCCUAGACACAUGUCCAGUAGUCUGGAUACCUUCAGAUACAAUUUACCGUAUCUAACAUUAUUUGGAGGCGCGAUAGCGAUUCUAGCGGAUCAAUUCAGGAAAGUGAAUGGCAUGUCCAAUUCGUUUUAUGGUUGGGGCGGAGAAGAUGAUGACUUUUAUGAACGCUUAGAAGCUCAUAAAUUAUUACCAUACAGAUUCACCCCGGAACUCAGCAAAUAUACUAUGUUGGUUCACAAAAAGCAGCCAAAGAAUGACGGUCGAUUUGAGAAACUUAGCAAAUCUUUAGAGAAUCUCCGAGAUGGAUUGAAUACAUUAACACAAAAAUACUCUGUUUACCUAGAAGACCUGUAUACGAAAGUAGUCCCUAUAUAACAUUAAUAUUCUAUCGUUAAUACUCGCUAGGCUUGUUUAUUGUCAUUGGGGUAAACAUUAUCAUAAAAGAGAUCGUAAAUAACUGUUUCAAUUUUUUGCAGUUUGUAUUUGAUUGCAAAAUGCUUCUUAUUUAUUUUCAGUAGUUUUCUAAAAUGUACGUUUUUCAAUUCAUUUUGCAACAAAUUUCUAAUGCUCUUUUAUACAUAAUUUUAUAUUACAUUUUUUACGAGUUAAAAAAAUGCUUAUUACUGUCGUUAAGGAAUACCAAUGGUUGUUUUUCUGUAUUUUCUAAAAAACAGUCCAAAUACUAAAUACAUGGGGCCUCUCAAAAUGUUAUUUGCGAUGCUCAAUUCCUUAUUCACAGCGCUAUGUAGGUAAAGUUUGAAUCUCUUAAUAUAAUUUUUAAUUUGGUUGAUAGUGUUGAUCUGUUAUAUUUUACAAUUUACUAUUGUCGACAUGAUAUAUUUAUUCUCCGUUGUUAGUUACUAUUUUAUUUUGGGUUUUACCAGUCGCAUAUUAAUUUGGAUGCGAUAAAGGUGUGGAACGGUAACGGUUUUCCUAUAGUAGGCAGUAGGCGAAUUUCCCAAAUAAAGUGAAAGCUCACUUUAUACAUUUAAAAUCAGUAUAAAUUUAAGUAACAUUGUUUAAUUUCAUUACAUACUAACUUUUUUAUUUAUUAUCGCUCAAUUUUUGUUUAUGGUAUUAUAUAUUUAUUUGUUUUGUGAUAUAAUCUUGUGGUUUUAAGUUCUCGAAUCAUUAUGUUGAUAUUUAAGUUCUGUGUGUUGUAACUAGGAACAAAUAUACGUUAUUAGAAAGCAAAA